Messenger RNA from Microthlaspi erraticum, 348 nucleotides. The record is from the annotation of a GenBank genome assembly. NCBI's taxonomy places the organism in Eukaryota, Viridiplantae, Streptophyta, Magnoliopsida, Brassicales, Brassicaceae.
AUGCAGAACCCAAACUCAUCCAUGGUGGAUCCAACUUCCGCACCUAAACGAUACACUCCACCUAACCAAAGGAACCGUUCUUCGAACCGAAGGAGAUCAAGAGGAAGCUCCAUUGGCAACGAGGGGGAGAGAAGUCAGCCUGUUGCUGUUGGUUUCCAGAAGGAAAACUCUUCUCCAAGGAUUAUAUCUCCAGAGGGUUGCUGUGGGAGUGAAGCUUAUCAGCUUCUUAGUGGUCGUUGGGCAGCUGCAAUGCAUCUAUACAAUGACCCUACUGUUGAUUUGUCUGAAAGACCAAUGAUGUAUUAUGGCGGGGAUGUGUGGGGUAAACUGCCUCACACUGUGAAACCG